Coniophora puteana RWD-64-598 SS2 is the source of this 672-nucleotide messenger RNA. RefSeq lists its product as uncharacterized. Lineage: Eukaryota; Fungi; Basidiomycota; Agaricomycetes; Boletales; Coniophoraceae. The transcript has 5 exons. The record is from RefSeq and is a predicted model, not a curated record. The coding region runs from base 1 to 672 and encodes 223 amino acids.
AUGGGUACACUAGGUUACGCAACAUGGUUGGCCUACGACUUAUCCAUGGUGAUAAUUGUAUUCGUACUGCAAGGUGCAAUGAUCUUAAGGCUGUAUGCACUUUACAUGAAAUCGAGGAAAGUUCUUGCCCUUCUGUCAGUAGCUUUGGUCGCGGAGCAGGCGGUAAAUGUUGUCAUCAUGGUUUACGAAUAUCGAUUCAUCUCCGCUGUCGAAGAAAGCUUGCUAGGCUCACACAUCUGCAGCAUAUCCAUAACAGUUGCUUGGUGGAUUCCUGUGUCAAACGAUGUCGUCGUACUGGCGUUUCACACCAUGGCUGCUGUCUUGACCUUGUAUCACCUCGUGGUGUACCUCAAGCAGAGGCAGCAGCUUCUGUCUCUGCAAGAGAUGUUAUUGUCGAAAGAUCUCCGCAUUAUCCUUAUCCGGGACAACAUCCUAUGCUAUUUAAUUACAGUAAAGCUGACUGCGCUUACGACCUUGGCUGACGGAGCUGUCAUCCGCACAAUAUCGCUGACAGUGGUUACUGCUGUUAUCGGACCACGCAUCAUUCUCAAUAUCAGAAGCCAUGGCUUGCGGACUGACACGGCAAGAGAAUUCAAUGCAUUCACGGGCCGCUUUCAAGAUAACGGGCCACCAGAGGCAAAAUGUGAAGAUACUAUGAGUAGCUGGACUUGA